This is a messenger RNA of Leptopilina boulardi, 3426 nucleotides long. RefSeq names its product polynucleotide 5'-hydroxyl-kinase NOL9. Gene Ontology annotation, biological process: cleavage in ITS2 between 5.8S rRNA and LSU-rRNA of tricistronic rRNA transcript (SSU-rRNA, 5.8S rRNA, LSU-rRNA). Gene Ontology annotation, cellular component: nucleus. Gene Ontology annotation, molecular function: polynucleotide 5'-hydroxyl-kinase activity. The coding region runs from base 229 to 2334 and encodes 701 amino acids. The transcript has 8 exons. The record is from RefSeq and is a predicted model, not a curated record. NCBI's taxonomy places the organism in Eukaryota, Metazoa, Arthropoda, Insecta, Hymenoptera, Figitidae.
CUAUAUUUAUGCAGUUUCAUAGUUGAUGAUCAGCUGAUGUAGUGAUCACCACGUGUUUGUUUUUGUUUUUCAUUAAAAUAUUAAUUUUUUGUAUAUAUAUUCUAAUAUAAUAAAGUUAAUAGGUGCCAAUUAACAACGAUAAUAUCAAGAAACAAUAUUAAUGUUUUACAUUUUUAAAGGUCAAAAGUAUAAACAAUAAGAAGCAAUUUUGGAGGGAUAAGUUGAAAAAUGGAAGACAAUUAUGAAAUUGAAACGGGCAUUAAUUUGACGCCAAAUUUAUAUCCCAAUUUCAAAAAACGAUCACAAGGAAAAAAGUUACCCAUCUUUUCUGAUUUUGAAAAGAUUUCUAGUUCUAGAACUCCUGUUAAAAAUAAUCUAAAGAAACCACUUGUUAUUCAAACUGUUUCAAAUUCUGACGAAGAAUCUGUUGAAUUUAUCUCGCAAAAUAGUGAAAAUGAAAUUCAAAUUCCGUCCAAUUUUUCUGAAAAUAACAAAAGCUUUGAAAAUUCGUAUAUAUUUGAAAGAACAAACAUUUCUGAAUUAAGUAUAAAUGAUUCUGAAAAUAUUUCUUAUGACAAUGAACAAUCAACACAUGAAAUUUAUCAAGAGAAAAUGGAAAUGGACAAUAUACCUCAGUUUUAUUGUUUAAAAAAUAAAGUUGUUGUUAUUAUGAAACCUAAUACAACAUUUUGGUUCUGUGGAAAAUUGAAAGUACAAAUUUUAUAUGGCGCAAUUAAAAUUUAUGGAGCAGUUUUAAAUACAUUGAAAACUUUUGAAGUUUAUUCGCCAAGAAGUCAUAGUUUACUUAGUAUUGAACAAGAAAUUGAUACAUUAAAUUGUGAUAAGGAAAAAUUAUGGCAAACACUUGUUGCCGAAGGUGUGGAUCGAAAUCUCGAAAGUUCUUUGGUAUUAAUUAUUAAUCAAUGUCAACCUGAAUGGACCGUUGUUUUAAUGGAAAACUUGACAAAUCACUUGACAACUUUUCUCAAUACCUAUUGUUCCUUUAAAUUAUUUCCAAGAAUUGAAGAUCAAACAUUUUAUUCGUGGAACGAUUUAAAAAGAGCUGAAUUAACUCUACAAACUAAUUUACGUUUUAAUAACAUAGGAAAACAAUUAGUUAUAAAUCCCGAAUGGAAAAUAAAAAUAGUUGACAAUAUUAUAAAUGAGUUUCAUGAUAAACAACAAUCGAUAAAUCUUAUAUUUGGUGGAAAAUCUGUUGGCAAAUCAACUUUUUCAAAAUAUCUCGCAAAUACUAUUCUUCAAGAAAUGAAUAAUGUUAUUUUUGUCAAUUUAGAUCCUGGACAAACUGAAUGCACACCAUCGGGUUGUAUUUCUUUAAAUUUAAUUGACACACCAUUUUUAGGACCAAAUUUCACACAAUUGAGAACUCCAUAUUAUCAGAUAUACAUUGGUGAUAUAAAUGUGGCAAAUUGUGUGACACGUUAUUUAGAAGCUGUGAAAAUGUUAGUAAAUCGAUUGAAAAAUGAUUCGAAAAUUUCUCAACUUCCUGUAAUUAUCAAUACAAUGGGAUUUUGUAAAGGAAUUGGUUGGGAUAUUGCACUUUGUAUAAUACGCAUUUUUCAACCCACCAAUGUUAUACAAAUUAUGUCAAAAAAGGCGAGAAAUAAUUUCGAAAAUUAUCUCACCAAAGAUGCUGCUAUUCAACAGAAAUUGUCUUGGACUAUUCAUGAAUCUGACAAUUACGAUGAAUUAUCUUACAAAUUUCAUCAAAUAAAUUCAGAAGCUGAAAUUCAUGGAAAUGGUGAAACUUUUAAUUUGGAACCCUAUCAAAAAAGAGAUCUUGUUAUGCUUGCAUACCUUAGUCAAAUAACUAGAGGAAAACAACCAAUUAAAUCAUUGAAAAAUACAAUACCGAGUAUAAACGAUAUUACUCCGUACAAAGGGCCUUUAUCAUCACUUUACUUGUCACUCACACAAACUGGAGUUCCAUUGACACAUGUACUUGCAGCUAUGAAUGGAAAUAUAGUGGCUCUUUGUGGAUAUGAUCCAUCUGCUGAAUCCAAUAAUUUAGCCACUCAUUCAAAAUCCGAAAAUUCCCAUGUCUUGAUUAGAACACCACUAACUACCUGUUAUGGAUUUGGAAUUAUUCGAGGAAUUGAUAUGGAACAAAAGAUCCUAUAUAUCAAUACACCUUUGGAAUUUACAGAAUUAAAACAAGUCAAUUGCUUGGUGGACUGUUUGCCAAUUCCAACAGCAUUGUUGCCACUAAAUUUGCCAAAUGCACCAUACAUGGGUAAUAAAGCUGAUUUACCAACGAGUAAAGAACAUCGUAGAGGAUUCUUCAGAAUAAGAAAUAAAACAACGCGGGACUAGUGAAUAAAGUUUUAAUUACAUGUUGAUAAAAUUAAACUUUUUUUUUCACGUAAGUAGUUUUUCAUUCUAUUAAAAAGUAUUUACAUUGAAAAUAUUUUUUUCUACCUUAUAUAAUUAGAGUAUUUUUUUAAUUUUAAAGUUAUAAAAUUACGACCAUUAAUUUGAACAAUUUGUAAUUGUUCUUCAAAGUGUACAAUAUUAUUUUGUCUUCACAUCAAGUGUUGAUAGAAAUAAAAUUAUGUGAUACAUAAAAAAUAUUUUUUGAAAAAUAAUUAAUAACGACGAAAUUAUCUAUCGAUGAAUAAUUAAUUUAUUCCUAAUUCAUAGAGUCAAAGACAUAUUUUUGGCUAAAGUACAUUUUUUUUAAAGUUGUUGGCUUAUAACUUUUUUUUUUUUUUUUUUCUUAAUGAUCGUCACUCUCAACAUUUAAUUAAAAAAUAAUUUUUCUCACAAUUCGAACAAUUAUCGAAAAAUUGAAGUAUUUAAAAUUUUCUUUUAUUUGCGCGCAAAAAAUUAAAAAUUCAAUCAUUUAAACUGGACAAAAAGGAUAAAAUUUAAAAAAUGUUCCCGCCAUCUGGUGACCUCUAGUGGAUAUUUUUUGUACUAUACAUUUUCCCAACAACUUUUCGCAUUUAUUUCUUAACAAUUGACUUUUGUUUGUGAAUUUUAAACUUGUGUUUAAUUAAAAUUUCAACAAUUUCGAAUAUCUAUUAAGUAUUUUACGACAAUUGUUUGAAUUGUGAGACAAAUUAUUUUAAAUGAAUCGCACGGACUUCAUUAUAUUCGCAAAGCCGUUACAUUUUGAAAACUGCAUUUAUGAUCGCCAUUUUUGUCAGUUCACGUGAAAAGUCUUCGACAAAAUAAUGAAAAUUAUAAUAGUAUCAAUAUAUAUUGUGUGAUGUGAAUAAGGAAUUAUUAAGGUACCACUUUUUUAUUUACUAAAUUUAUGCAAUUUCGAAGAAUUUAUAAACAUUUUUUUAAGAUUUCGAUUGUGUUUAGAGGUUAUGUUUUUGUUUAUUUUCAAUGGAACAUUUUGUAUAUCAUUUUAAAUAUUAUUAAAGUUUGGUUUACAAUUUCUGACGAUGAAAAUAA